AGAUUUUUUUAUUUUAUAUCUAUUUUAAAUAAAAUGUGAACUACGAAAUAAUUGGCUAUAUUAAACAUUGAAUUUCUUAUCUAUUUAUUCACAAUAAAUUAAUGGAUGAAGAGCAUAUAUCAGAUGAUAAUCAUAUGGUAGUAUCUGAUAGAGUUCAAAGUAUGGCAAGAGGUAUAUAUCAGGAAUUUGAAAGGAUGAUAAGAAAAUAUGAUGAAGAGGUAGUCAAAAGUUUAAUGCCAUUAGUAGUUUCAUUACUAGAAAAUCUUGAAACUACACAUUUACAGGCUGAGGAAACAAAAAUAGAAUUAGAAAUUUUAAAGGAAGAUAAUGAUCAACUAAUGACACAAUAUGAAAGGGAAAAACAAUCUAAGAGAUCGAUUGAGCAAAAAUAUUUUGAAUUGGAUGAUGUAUUAGAAGGUGAAAAGAAAAAUCUACAAGACAGGAUUAAAAGUUUGGAGUCAUUGGUGCAUAUCAUGGAGUUAAAAUCCAAAAAUUCUAUGGAUCAUGCCAAUCGACUAGAAGAAAAAGAGAGUGAAUGGAAAAAGGAUUACAAUAAACUGCACGAAAGAUAUUCGGAACUCUUCAAAACUCAUUUGGAUUAUAAAGAAAGGACAAAGAUUAUGGCAAAAUUAAACGCCAACAAUCAAAACGCCUAUCACAAUACCGCCCCCUUCUCGUCGAGCAAUAAUAUAUCCGAAUUUAACCGCGCAGCUUUUGAGUCUAGCGAUUAUGAUAGGGCUCAAGAAUUCUCAUUGGACAACGACGAAUUAUCGAAUCGUAUAUGGAAAGACCGAAUUUCGGAAUCCGAGCCAUAUAUCGAAGAUAACAUUCAAGAUUCAACCAAUGCCCUUAUUAAAGAUUCUGGUUAUUCCGCAGCUGAUAAUUUAUCACUCUACGAUGCCCAAUACGACGAAAAUUCAUCUGCUAGCGAUCAUAUAUUCGCGAUGGGCAAAGAGGUCGAAAAUUUGAUAGAAGAAAACAACGAACUUUUGGCUACCAAAAACGCCUUGAACAUUGUAAAGGAUGAUCUCAUCAUAAAAUUAGACGAAUUAACGAGUGAACAAGAGAUACUGAGAGAGGAAAUCGAAUCCUUGCAGAGGAUAAAAGAUAAUUUUAUGAGAAGAAUAGAUGAAUUAGAAAACGAACUCAAGAUCAUGAAAUCGUCUGCUCAAGCUAUUUCUAAACCCGAAAACGUAGAUGACUCGGAUGAGGCUCGCUCUCAAAAUAAGCGUUUCACUCGGUUGGAGAUGGCUCGGGUUAUACUGGAACGGAACGAGUACAAGGAAAAAUGGUUGGAAUUGCGGGAUGCUGUGCGGUGGACCGAAACCAUCAAAGCCGCUCGUUCCGAAAAAUUUGCUAAUCGCUCUGCUCCUACCAAUAAAACGAGAGGACGAAGCGGGAGCGCCAAACGAAUGAACGAGGCCAGCGAAAAGUCAGGAGGCAGAGUUGGAACUAUAUGGGGCUUCUUUAGUCAACUUUUCGGGGCCCCCCAACAAGAAAACUUUAUUGAUUCUAACAUGAUAAACGCCGAAAAUAAAAUGGCUACCAUCAAAUACAACGCGUGCAAUGAAAGAGUCUCCCCCGGUGUUAAAUCCAUAUUACCUGACCGAGAUUUACUAAGCGAGAAAUUGAGAGCCGAACGCCACAAAAGAGAUAAACUAAAUACAUUUUCGCGCGUUCAAGUUUCGCUCUCGGAUAACGAGUCCGAUGGCCUUAACCAUUUUUACCCAUCUCAGGAAGAUAAAAACAACAAAAAGGGCAAUGACGAAAAUAGACGAUUCCAGGCUUACGGUUGGAGCCUUCCCGUUUCGCAAUCGCGUUUCAUAUUUCCCAACAGAAUAGACCCUACCAAACAUUCAUCGAAUGUAAUGCAAACAAAAAAAUUAACGUCAAUAUCCAUACCAGUGCCUAUAUAUUGCCGACCCUUAUCAUCCGAAAGAAGUCAGUUAAAUGGAUGCAAGAUAUCGUGUGCCUCGGGUGUCAAUUUGUCCGGUGGAAGGACUAAAGAUGGAGGAAAAAUAUGCGGUGCUAGUGUGUUUUAUAAUAUUUACAACCCUUUAAACGAAACUCAAUCCGCCGAUAAGUUAACCAAUCCUCAAAACACCGCGGAAAAUAACGAUUACCUCACGGAACUAGAAAAGGAACUGCAAGCGAAUAUGGCGGCUUCCAGAGACCUAUCAGCCUCUAUUUCUGCUUCUACUUCCUCGAAUUACUCGUCACUCAUUUGGAUAUGCACCACGUAUUAUUCCCCCGAUCAAAUGGAUACCACUUUGGACAUCACCACGCCAGACACCUUGGAACAACGAGUACGGCAUUUACCAACAACGAAUGGGACAAAUUUCGCUGGCGAUACGAACGUUAAUGAAUCUUCGCCCCAAUUCUCAGAUAACGCCAAUCGAUUUGCCAAUCAAACUCAACCCAUGAUUUUUGUUCUCGACGCCACCGACCCUUCUAACGUAUUGGAUUAUUUUUGUCUAAAUCUGCAAAACUUUUCGCGUAAAACAGAGACUAGUAAUAAUAAUAAUAAUAAAUGCGAUCAUGAUUGCCAAAGUAUAUUGUGCAUCGCUUCUGUACCCGGAGUAUCCGAAAACGAAUAUUUAGACCUUAAAAAUAACGACAAAGAUUAUUUCGGCGAGACGAAACUGAGUGAAGACGCGAAAAGCGAUCGUAAUGUGAGUGGAGGGAAUCUAUCUAUGGUUGUUAUAAACCAAAAUACCAACGUUAACAUUUCGAACGACCCUCAAAACCAAGAUAAACAUUUUUAUCGGCAGCGUGAAAAUAACGAUGAUGACGAAAUAAUUUCUUCACCUUUAGAAGAAGCCGAUAAAAUGAAUACAUUACUCCCUACUAUGUGGAUAGGAUUUCAGAAUGGAUUAAUUUCCAUUCAUUCCUCUAUAUCGGAAUGGAACAAGCCUUUAAAAAUCAUACCACUGCAGAAUUCUGUGUUCUCCAUUUUGCAUUUUUGCGGAAAAGUUUACGCGGGUCUGGCUAAUGCCACUAUCGCCGUGUUCGAAAGAAAUUUAGAGGGACACUGGGACACCUCAAGAUAUAUGGAAUUAAAUCUGGAUCCUCAGUUUACGGGAUCUAUCAAGUGCAUUAUCUCCGUUUGUGACAGGUACAUAUGGGCCUGUCGACUCAACACUAUUCACGUCAUUGAUCCUUCAACCUUAAAAAUUUUGCGUGAAUUCUCUUGCGACGUUCGCGACGAAAAUCACGCUAGUUCAAUGGUAUGGUGUGGUGGCGUAGGCGUUUGGGUCACUCUCAGAAUGAACGCCUGCCUUUCCUUGUUCCACGCCCUUACUUGUUCCCUCCUAACCAGGAUUGAUUUGCAAACCUUCCUGCUCGAUACUAUUUCCGAGAAAGAAACAUCCUGCGCAUUUUCCCAUUUUGACCGAAUAACUACGCUUUCCGUGUCUUGCCAUAGGCUUUGGGUAGGAACAGCCAAAGGGACCAUCGUUUCUAUUCCCUUCUCUCAGCCAGCAAAUACGCCCUCUAUUAUUCCCAAUUCAGCUCAUUCAGUGACAGUCGAUUCUAUGACUUCUUCAAUUUUCCCCGAAAAUAAUUUUGUCCCCUAUUGCAAACUCGCCGACGCUCAAUUUUCGUUUCACGGACACAAAGAGGCCGUCAAAUUUUUAAUCACCGUUCCAUGUGGUUUUUUAUCCGAUACCGAAGACUCCAAAGCAUCAUCUGCUCCAUCAUCUCAUCACUACCUUAUAGUUUCUGGGGGUGAGGGCUAUGUAGAUUACAGAAAUGAUAAUGCCGAAUCAAACGAAAACUCAUUCAUAGGCACUGAAGUACGCGCAAACGAUUCUUUUAAAAAUGCUUCUGAAAGCCCUAAACAGGAAUCAAAUAUCGAUCCCCUGCAUUCACAGACAGAUGAUAGCAAAUUAGAGAAUUUUAUUCAAACCAAUUUAAAUCAUUCUUAUAUGCAUGAUAGUGGACACCGUAAAAUGUGGACUCAAAAUCGUCUUCCCAGGAGCCGAUCUUUGUAUCCUCUUGGGAGAAAGGAAACACCUCAUUUGAUCGUUUGGAGAAUGGAUGAUAUCUGAAUAAUAUAUUUAUUAUAAAUUUUCUAUAAUUAAAUUAUCAUUCCCUAUAUAAAAGCAUAAAAUUUAACGAGAAGAAUCAUAAUUAUAUCUAUAUAUAUAUCUUAAAUCAAAAUUCGUUUUAUAAAAAUUGACAUUUUGUUUUGAUAUUUGUUUAAAAAUGAAAUAAAUCUCGGGGUCAAAUUUUGCUUAGAAG
Gordionus sp. m RMFG-2023 is the source of this 4242-nucleotide messenger RNA. Its product is annotated as JNK-interacting protein 3-like. The record is from RefSeq and is a predicted model, not a curated record. Gene Ontology annotation, cellular component: cytoplasm. Bases 102 to 4049 code for a protein of 1315 amino acids. Gene Ontology annotation, biological process: vesicle-mediated transport. Lineage: Eukaryota; Metazoa; Nematomorpha; Gordioida; Chordodea; Parachordodidae. Gene Ontology annotation, molecular function: kinesin binding; signaling receptor complex adaptor activity; JUN kinase binding. The transcript is spliced from 26 exons.